Messenger RNA from Gastrolobium bilobum, 762 nucleotides. Its product is annotated as RING-H2 finger protein ATL2-like. NCBI's taxonomy places the organism in Eukaryota, Viridiplantae, Streptophyta, Magnoliopsida, Fabales, Fabaceae. Gene Ontology annotation, biological process: protein ubiquitination. The coding region runs from base 1 to 762 and encodes 253 amino acids. The record is from RefSeq and is a predicted model, not a curated record. The transcript has a single exon.
AUGGACAACGUUGGCAAGCCCAAGGAAACCCGAAACGAUGCACUCAGUGGUAAGAUCAUGUUAAUCGCCAUUGUCAUUCUCUUCAUAGUUAUCAUCAUAAUGCUUUGCCUUCACGUCUAUAUCCGCUGGUACCUCGUACGUGCUCGCCGCCGUCAACUCCUCAACCGCCCCCGCCUCAGCCACAGCCACAGCCGCCGCCGUGGCCCGCAGUUCGUCUUCUUCGUGAACCCCGCCACCCUUAUGCUGACCUCCCGCGGCCUCGAUGCCUCCGUAAUCUCCUCCCUCCCCGUCUUCGCCUUCUCCACCAAGACCCACACGGAGGCGGUGGAAUGCGCGGUUUGCUUGUCGGAGUUCAAGGAUGGGGAAACGGGUCGGGUCCUGCCCCGAUGCAACCACAGCUUCCAUAUUGACUGCAUCGACAUGUGGUUCCAGUCUCACUCCACCUGUCCACUUUGCAGGGCACCCGUGAAGCCCCCGCCCGAGACCCGACCCGAAGUAACUGUCACUGUGUGUGAACCGGAAUCGGGUUCGAGUUCUGGGUGUUGCCAGUACGAAGGGGAAGAGCCGAACCGGACUGGACCGGCAGUUUCUUCUUCGUCAUCCUCUACUGGCUUCGGGGAUGAGUCGCAGUCGUCGUCACGGUCGCCGAUGAGUCGCAUGCUGUCGUUUAAGAGAAUUCUCAGCAGAGAGAGGAAAGCAAGAGUUUCUCCGUCUUCGAAUUGUGUCGUUGGGUGCAGCUCCAUGGCCGAGUUAGAUGCAUAG